Ambispora gerdemannii is the source of this 1467-nucleotide messenger RNA. The record is from the annotation of a GenBank genome assembly. NCBI's taxonomy places the organism in Eukaryota, Fungi, Glomeromycota, Glomeromycetes, Archaeosporales, Ambisporaceae.
AUGUCAUAUACACUUGGCUCGAAGAACAAGUUUUAUGAUUUAAUUCGUAAACUUUUGACUGUUAAUCCUUCAACAAAUACAGGCGUCCCGAUAACAGGAACCUAUCGUACACCAGCUCCAGGAUCACAACCUAAAUAUGUUCGGCCAACAACAAAACAUUCCGAUAUCGCUGGGAAUUACUAUUUUCAACGAGACGCACGUCGAGAUUAUCCCAGGUUGGGUGUAUAUACGCAAAAAGAUGUGGCUGUAUUAAUCGCGACGAGCAAUCUGACAAGUAUUACGGCUGGUGGUGAUGCUGAAAAAGGAACAGACGUCACGACAACUAAUACAACGACAGAUAUAUCAAAAAUCGUCGAAGAUAUGUCAUUGACUGAUAUUAUUGCAGCACUGCCAAAACCGUUAUAUUCGAAGGAUAAAUUGCCUCCGGUACCUAAUACUCGUGCCUAUCAAUGGGAACAUUCGGAGGAUGCUGAUAGACCUGAUCCUGAUACUAAUAUCACUGCUAAUAGAGCUGGUCACUCGAAAGCAUGGCUACACCUGGUCGCGGGAGGUGCCGGCGGCAUGGCUGGUGCCAUAGUCACUUGCCCGUUAGAUGUUUCAUCUUAUUACUCGAAAAUCGGUCUUAAUCAAGUAACAAAACCACCGUCAACAAUUCCAAUAUUAGGAAAAUUCAUAGAUACAGGAAGAUUAUUAGGGACAAUUUAUCGGGUAGAGGGUUGGCAGGCACUAUUCAAGGGUCUCGGACCGAAUCUAGUGGGAGUUGUUCCAGCAAGAGCAAUCACUUUUUUCACGUAUGGAAAUGGGAAGCGGAUUCUAACAGAUCUUAAUGGUGGGAAGGAAACGGCAACGGUACAUACCCUAGCAGCUGCACUAGCGGGAAUCACCACGUCAACUGUAACUAAUCCUAUAUGGCUAGUUAAAACGCGAAUGCAACUACAACCAUCAACUGGACAAUUAUUAUUCCCGGUUAAAAAAUAUAGGAAUUCCGUUGAUUGUUUGAUAACAGUGGUGAAAGAAGAAGGAAUAAAGGGACUCUAUAAAGGGCUUAGUGCGGCCGAAACUACAACACAAUGGGUCACUUAUGAAUAUCUGAAAGCGACUCUGUCACAAAGACGGAAAGGUCAACAGAAAGUGGAAUCGGAUGAUGUUCAAACUCUUGUACGAAGUAAAGAUUAUUGGCAUCUAAUGGACAAUUUGUUAGCUGCCGGGUCAGCCAAGCUUUUUGCGGCAGGGUUAACAUAUCCCCAUGAAGUGGUAAGAACACGUCUACGACAACUACCAAACGAAAAAGUAAAAUACACUGGGUUAAUUCAAUGUGCAAAGACUAUCAUUCGGGACGAGGGUUUAAUGGCCAUGUAUGGCGGCUUGACUGCACAUUUGAUGCGUGUUGUUCCUAAUGCGGCGAUAAUGUUUUUUUGUUAUGAAUUGAUUUUACAUUACGCUGGUGGAGAACAAACUCAAAAGUAG